AUGGAAAUAGAUAAUCUAUUUAAAAAAGUUAUUUUUCAAAAGUUUUUAUCAAGUCAAGUAUUUUAUAAUAUAAAAUGUAUUGGCGAUCGUAUCAGAGUUGCACAUUCAGUUAAAGUAAAGAGAUGGAAUCAGCUAUCAUUUAAUUACCUAUGUAAAAGAAAGUUAUUUACUCUAUUAAAGUAUUGGUUGGCGAUUAGAUUGGAGAGAAUAGAUUAUCUGGAGAGUCAACAAGAUCUUUGGGCAAAGAUUCCUUAUAGCUUGGCGACGUAUGAUGAACGCUUGGAUGACUAUGGUAUGAUCUUUAAUUUUCAAUCGAUCAAUAUAUUCCUACAGAAUUGUGGUGAUUACGAGCUGUUCAAAUUGAUCUACCGGCGAUUCGGUCAUUUCUUUGAGUUGGCACUCGACGAGUUCAGUUGUAAGAGCCAAUAUGUGUAUCCUAGAGUACUUAUCCAUGCAUGUCAAGGUGGAAACGAUCAAAUCGUUCAGUUUCUCUUGGACCAAGGUUUCAAAAUAUGUGAUCAUUCACAUCAUCCUGGUCAGACAGAACUACUCCACGCUUCACUCUCUGGAAAUAUGAAAUUGUUGAAACUCAUCGCCAAGAAGGUGAAAUUUAACUAUUCUACAAUUACAUUGAUUGCCUCUGAAAAUCAUGAUAAACCCAAAGAUCAACGUGUUUCCAGUGACGCUCUAUUGUAUCUAAUGAAGCGGAUUGCAAAGCUUGACAGUAAUAUGCCGCUAUCAGAUGGAUUCAUCAGUAACAUGCUAUACAAUGGUCGUCUGGAUGUACUUCAAUACCUCAUUGAAACGAAUAAGAUCACAUGCAUAGAGGACAGUUAUGUUGGACAAUCGGAACACACUCUACUCGAUACAGCUAUUUCCGAUAGUCUAGAGUUAUUCAAUUUCGUUCGAUCCAAUAUUAAGUUUUCAGAUGAACAAUUCCUAACCGACAAGAGUAUUUCACAAUUGGUCAAAUAUUUCGGUGGAAUGGAUCAACCGGAUCAAGAACAAUUCGAUAAUCAUUUUGUAAAGGUUUUUCUUGUACUCUAUUCAAUGAUUAGUAAAUCAACAUUUACAUCGACUGGUAUCAUGUGUAGUGCAAUUCAACAAGACAACUUCCGGCUACUCAAGAGCAUGGAUGUUCUCAAUGGAAUAACCGAUCCACAAGAUCUAUUUAUCGCUGCUUUGAAGCAUGGAAAUAUCAAAGCAUUGGAUUACAUUUUCAACAAAAGAUUCCCACUUUUUAUGGAUUCACAAUUGAUUGACCCAAUUGUAUUGGAUAUGAUCAAGAAAGAGAGAAUCGAUAUUCUACAGAUGCUAUCGGAUAACACUGAAUAUAUAUAUGCCAAAUCUGCACUGACGGAAGCUGCCAGACUUGGUCAAAUGGAAACUUUAAAAUUCCUCCUCUAUUGUGGAAGAAAUGAUGGUUGUGAACCUCAUACUUUGGCGUGGUGUUUGGCAACUCCAAACUAUUGCACUGAAACCAUAGAUUUUCUUCUUGAGAAUUGUCUGUCUCAUUUCAAUCUAAAAUCAGUUGAACCGAUCAAGAAUGCAUGUAUUAGAGGUGACUUGAACAUGGUGGUAAAGUUGGUGGACUAUGGAUUCUCUGUGACUACCGACGCCAUGGAUGAAGCAGCGGCCAACAAUCACCUAGCGUUGGUAAAGUAUUUACAUCACAACAGAAGUGAAGGUUGCACAACGGCAGGUUUAAACCAAGCUCUGGCAAAUGGGAACAUUGAAGUGAUACAGUUUCUUCAUUCGAACCGAUCGGAACGUUUCAAUUAUAUUGGAAUCGAUAAGGCUUUGGCCAAUGGACACCAAGAGAUCAUAGAGUUUGUCGUAGCGAACAGUGAUCAGCGAUGGACGAGCAAAGGAAUCACUACGGCAUUGUUCAACCGACACUACCGAUUGGCACGUUAUGCAAUGUCGGUAUCUAACGACAUUACAUCGAAAUCGGUGGAGAGAAUACCGUACACUCAUUUGACGGUAAAGAAACUGAUGAGAGCAUUCAGAUUCUAUUACAACCUAGGAUAUCUAGAAUUAGAUUAA
Molecule: messenger RNA, 2046 nt
Organism: Heterostelium album PN500
Lineage: Eukaryota; Evosea; Eumycetozoa; Acytosteliales; Acytosteliaceae
Exons: 2
Coding region: 1-2046 (681 amino acids)
Molecular function (GO): protein binding
Source: RefSeq, a predicted model, not a curated record